UUUGCGUGACAGCUAACGUCAGCUGCACUUGACGUUUUGGUUUGUUUGUUUGAUUAAAAAGAAAAAAAUAACUGAAUUUUAAGAUUUAUCUAAUCAAUUGUAUAGCGUGCCGCGAUCUCUAUUAUCGUGUAUUCGGUUGAUUCACACGUGAAAGGAACUUGCCUUCAUUUUGUGUAUAAGUGCGGUGUUUAUGAAAGGGUAAUUAUGGCAGAGCAGCUAACAUCUCAGCAGCCUACACAAGAUAGCACUUCUGCUACGACUACGCUCACACUAGAUAGCACGGACUCGCAUCAGAGCGUCCCUACAGUUCAGUUGACUCUGAGGAAGCCGAGGACGGACAGGAAAGUACAAUGGACUACGGAAACUAUAGACAAUGAACACAUGGACAAAAAGAAAUCUAAAUGUUGUUGCAUUUACAAGAAACCGAAAGCUUUUGAUGAGAGCAGUUCGGACAGCAGUGAUGAUGAGUGCGAUCAUUGUCAGGGACAUGUAGAGAAAAAGCACCAGCAUCAAAGCUCUGCUUGCGAGGAACGCAGUGAAAGUGCUUCAGAAACCGUUCAAAUUCCUGUAGAAAACGCGGAUCCACCAGAUGAGAAUCUGCCGCACGAUGAAGAACCUCCUAAUCCUUAAUCCAAUUUUAUCCUUUCCAAGUAUUUUAAAUAUUUUUCGAUGUGAUACGAUUCCAUUGCCAUAAGUAUAUACAUUUAAAGCUUUCUUUUUUAUUAUAAAAAUCUAUCCCACAAUUAAUUAAGGAUUAUUAUAGAGAGCGUAUUGCUUUAUUUGAAUGUGUAAAAUUACAAAUAAAGUAAAAUAUUUAUGACUAGAAACUA
This is a messenger RNA of Nicrophorus vespilloides, 830 nucleotides long. Its product is annotated as type 1 phosphatases regulator ypi1. Gene Ontology annotation, molecular function: protein serine/threonine phosphatase inhibitor activity; protein phosphatase 1 binding. Lineage: Eukaryota; Metazoa; Arthropoda; Insecta; Coleoptera; Silphidae. The transcript is spliced from 3 exons. The record is from RefSeq and is a predicted model, not a curated record. Gene Ontology annotation, cellular component: nucleus. Bases 205 to 630 code for a protein of 141 amino acids.